CGAAGACGCCCCGCACUCUUCGAAAGAAUACGUACUCGACUACGGUAACUUGUACGAUAAAAAAAUAGAGUAUUAGCGUCUUAUCUGGGGUAACAGUGAGUCACGUAGUAAGAUAUCUUGCCUGCGCGCCAAAAUGGCGAAGGCAUCAGUUGUUUGCUGCACUGUUCAGUUGGGAAUCGUCAUUUACAAAAUAAGUUGAUGUGGUUUAUCGAACAAAGCAAGCUUCUCUAGUGGGUUAACUGUGGGCAUUGAUUGCUGCCGAUUUAUUACUGCAAUUAAGGUAUAAAUAGAUUCGCUCUGCUCCUUAUCUUCUCCGUAAGAGAAUAAUGUCGAAAAAGAAAGCCGGAGACGCCACAUCCGAUGUGGACAGCGACAAAGAGUGCCCGGACGCUUUUACUGAGUGUGUAGCGGGAUCUGCAGGAAAAGACCACGUCGUCAUUGUAUACGAGGAGGACAAGAUGGCUCGCUUGUUACUGCCCAGAGAGGUUGGACGGGAUGGGAUGCUCAGGCCAAGGAAGACGGAUGAAAUUGUCGCCGAGUAUGUGGGGAAAAAGAAGCUUUUUCCGGGCAUGUUACUCCGUGCAAAGUGGGAUAAUCGUAAACGGUUCCGGCAGUGCAAGGCGACGGUUAUGUGCGUUUCGGACGAUCCGGAAGAAGCCGCUACAGCGUUCCGCCUGUAUGAUGAGCAGCACCGAGCAGCGCUUCGCAAUAACAACGGCGCAAAUUCUCAAAAUGGAAAGCCGACGGCAGAGAGUGGGAAGAGCGUGACUCCAAGCACACCAAUUCACGAAAGAAAUGACCGGAAGUCACCUGAACCACCCAUUUCGCGCAGCGUUUCCUUGGAAGCUGGACAACAGGAGAACAAUCCAGCAGUCGACGCAGAGCAUGUGCCUGUGGAUCAGCAUCCGGACGACUUAUCUGGCGCCAAUUCAGCGGCGCCAAUCGCGGAAAGGCAGAACCAAGUGCAUGAAGCAGUCCCGCCGAGCAAUGGAAAGCAGUUCACGGAAGUGCAACAACUGGUAGCCCUCAAGCAAAAUCUGCGCGACAAAGCAUUACGGCUCCAAAGGUCCAGGAAAGAGGUGAACGAGAAGCUAGCGCUGCUGCUGCCGGCUCACAAGAACAAACCGAAAAUGGUUGUCAAGAGCGUUCCUUUUACUUUCCUAAUGGCCGAGCAGGAGGCGAAGAACAACGGUUGCGUAAAGCUCGAUGAAGCCGGCGACAUCUUCAUCAGUUUGGACAAGCUGAAUGAGCUGAAAUUGGAUCCCAAGAUUACGCGCGCUUCCAAAUAUGCCAAAUCUUUAAUGAAGGCCAUUAUGGACCAUGAGAACCUUGCCAUUGCGUACAAUCACAAGCAGAAGGGUGUCGGUCUGGCUAAGGUGCUGGGAAAAAACAACUGGCUUGCAUUCUGGAAUCACGUGAAAUUGCAUCAGCGUCGAAUGAUCAAAAAAGACCCGGCAUCCCGAUGGACUGAGACCCUGGACGUGGAAAAGAUCCAGGGAAAGCUGCGGAAAAGCUAUAGCGACCGCAUUCGCACUUUUGCGGAAAUGGAGAAGCUGUUUUCUUAAGGUUUUAGAUUUUCGGGUUUUGGACACGCUUUUUUCAAUAUACAGCCGACUGCGACAUUUCAUUUAUUUUAAUUUGAUUGUAUCAUAAUGUGCUGCGUGGUUUUAUUUUGGCAUUUCAGUGGAGUGGUUGUGUUCUUGUUUGAGAAGGGUGAAUUAUUUUCUUUUUACAGUGUACUUGUAUUCAGUAUGCAGCGUUAAUUUUUAAUUUUGUUUCGGUUAAGGUUGUUAUUUGUCAGUUGAUUCAAUACUGCUCUUGAUUAACA
This is a messenger RNA of Paramacrobiotus metropolitanus, 1828 nucleotides long. RefSeq lists its product as uncharacterized. Bases 327 to 1565 code for a protein of 412 amino acids. The record is from RefSeq and is a predicted model, not a curated record. Lineage: Eukaryota; Metazoa; Tardigrada; Eutardigrada; Parachela; Macrobiotidae. The transcript has 5 exons.